This is a messenger RNA of Cantharellus anzutake, 1578 nucleotides long. RefSeq lists its product as uncharacterized. NCBI's taxonomy places the organism in Eukaryota, Fungi, Basidiomycota, Agaricomycetes, Cantharellales, Hydnaceae. The record is from RefSeq and is a predicted model, not a curated record. Gene Ontology annotation, biological process: signal transduction. Bases 210 to 1406 code for a protein of 398 amino acids. The transcript is spliced from 2 exons.
AUCGACCACAUGGGCGGUUAGGGAACGUUCUCUGUGGCUCACUACGAUCAAUAUAUUGGUUCGCGAGUGAUGUUGCGGAACUGGGAGGAAAGCAUUACAGGCUCCCUAUUGUGCUUAUCGAGACCAUUGAAGCGUUGAGCGAGAAGUGUAUGUGAUUCCAAUUCUGACAUUUGUUCUGUCCAUUUUAACUCUCUUACAACUCCGAAGCCAUGUCGAAUUCCGAUUUUGCAACAUACGAUUCCUCCAACAGGGCACUCCGAGCUUCUAUGGCAUCUUUACAUAACCUGAUCGCGGAUUUUGAUGCCCCACCAGCAUACGGUAGAGGCUCAUCGCUGGCCGAUAAAUCAAGUAAAGAGAUAAUGAGCUUGCUCACCAAUUUCUUGGAUUCCUUUCCGGAACCGCCACUCGACCCCACUUUAUUCCGAGCUUUUUAUAACGCCUGCUACAUGCCGUCAUUCCGAGCUGCGCUUCGUUGUGGCCAAGGCUAUAGAAAAUUCCUCAGCUCCGCUCGGGAAAGAGGCAGGACGGGCCGUCUCACUCCAAGCGAGAAGCGAGCGAUUGGCGUGGCGAAGAUUCUCUUUCAACUCAUGCCCGAAGCUCAUUCGAGUUCGUUGACCUAUCUCAUGGCGUUCCUAUCUCAUGCGGCAUCGCCAAUACCCACAAAAACAUCGAAGCCGGCUUUCGCUGAAGUGGCUGAAAUAUUCGGCUCUCCUAUUUGUGCACCGAGGGAUGCAGUCAGUUAUCUCUCCUCGAUAGGCGCCGGUACAAUGGACAGCGAAAGCGCGGACGAGAUGGUGAAAAGAAUGGGCAGUCAGAUCCUAUUCUGGCUUCUCAGCUACUGGAAUGAGAUUUCAAGUUGGCAGGAGACGACAGCGGAGGCGGAUGGGUCCUUGGCAUUGUCUCAUGUUGAGGGGCUCGCUCCGGAACCAGGACCUUCCUUAUGGGACGAGUAUAAACGGAAGCACAAAUCACUGUCGGCUUCUACCUUGGACACUGCGUACCCAAAGGAAGAUCCAAAGGCCCGGGAAGAAGCACAGGUCACAAUAGACCGUUGUGGUAAAGGAAAGAUAACCGAACUUCCAAAGCCCAACCCGACAUAUCCUGCGUCCACAUCCCCAUCUCCGACACCCGAUGAUGGUCAGGAUGAGCACCGAGCAAGCUUAACUUCGUCCGAUGACACGGGGUCAUCGAGUCCACGAAUGAGCUGGUCUUCAAUAGAAAACUCGGGCUCUUCAUCAUCAGGUGACACCCCGUUGACCUCACCGGAAUUGUCUUCUAAGAAAGUGGCCCCGCAAAUGCAGGACUCCAGCAUCACUCGAGAUGAAUUUGACAGUUUAAAGCGAAUAGUGAUGGCGCAGCAGGAAGAGAUUCGGGUCAUUAGGUUGCUGCUUGCACCUGUCCCUUGAUCGCUAGACGAUACUUGGGAGGGUGAACCAAUAUCAUGGUUUUGUGACUAUGAUGGAGAAGGAAUUUAUGCUAUAUCUAUGCUACUAAUGAACCGUUUAGUGUACAUUUAUAAUCGGUCGGUCUUGUGAACUUUUGUAUAAACUUUAUGCACGAACAUUCCACACGGCGAUC